UGAAGCUUCACAAUUCGUCUGUUGUUUAUAAAACGUUGACGGUCUAUUCUAACCUAACUUAAUCCAACGCAAGUUUAAGGAUCUGAGCACAUACUGUGUUAGAUUAAUAAUUGUUAAAUCACAGCAAAAAAUGGCAUUGGCAAAUAUAUCAGGAAUUCCAGAUAAACACUGGCAACCUCAUAUCGUCGCUUUGGAAACUACGAUGGGAGAGAUAUUGAUCGAGUUGUAUUGGAAACAUGCUCCCAUAACGUGUAGAAACUUUGCAGAACUUGUAAGACGGGGCUACUACAACGGUACUAAGUUUCACAGGAUAAUACGUGACUUUAUGAUCCAAGGAGGGGACCCCACUGGUACAGGGAAAGGUGGAAUGUCGAUAUACGGAGAAUGUUUUGAUGACGAAAUUCACGACGACUUGAAACACACCGGUGCGGGUAUACUAUCAAUGGCAAAUUCAGGACCUGACUCAAAUGGAUCCCAGUUCUUUAUAACAUUAGCCCCAACGCAGUGGCUGGAUGGAAAACAUACGAUUUUUGGAAGAAUAUACUCCGGUAUGACGAUAGUAAAGAGAAUCGGACUUGUUGAGACAGACAAAAAUGAUCGCCCGAUUGACGAUGUUAAGAUCAUCAAGGGUUCAGUAAGAAAUGCAUAAUUGCUUACUGCGCUGUUCAUAUAAUAUAAAAAUAAUGAUAAUUUUUCUACAAUAAACAAAUUGCAAAUCCGAAAA
Messenger RNA from Neodiprion fabricii, 724 nucleotides. It is a transcript of the gene Cypl, whose product is annotated as peptidyl-prolyl cis-trans isomerase-like 1. The record is from RefSeq and is a predicted model, not a curated record. Gene Ontology annotation, molecular function: peptidyl-prolyl cis-trans isomerase activity. The transcript is spliced from 5 exons. Bases 131 to 649 code for a protein of 172 amino acids. Lineage: Eukaryota; Metazoa; Arthropoda; Insecta; Hymenoptera; Diprionidae. Gene Ontology annotation, cellular component: catalytic step 2 spliceosome. Gene Ontology annotation, biological process: protein folding; protein peptidyl-prolyl isomerization.